CAUGAGGAUGGUAUGACUAAGUUAUUUGAGUAUUUGUGAAAUAAACAAACUACAGAUGUGAAAUGUAUGCGCUCUUGUAAAAGACUUGCUGACAUAGCCAGCAGAUUAAUAUUCCACAGAUAAUAACGUGCCAAAAAAACUCUCCAAGGGAUCAAUUAUACCUGUGUUUUCUAUCCAGGUGAGGAAAACAUUGCUUUAUCAAUUGAUACUAUGAUCUGUUAAUUAGGAAGACCAAUAUCACAAUAAAUUCAGCUUCCAGGGCGGGAAAUCAAUCAUGAGGGGGUGGCUAAUGUAACGUGUUAUAAUGUCAUUGGUAACACACAAUACAUAGACCGUAGUAUUUAAUAUUAGCUUUCUGUUUUCUUCAAUGUGUUGAAUGCAUGAAUGAUUUGCUAUUGAGUAAAGUAUAAUAUACUAUCAGAUCCUCGGGAUAUGUUGUAAAGCGUUGAUCGGCUAUCAAGACAAUUACGAUACCUCUCUCUCAGCAUCUUUUUCUUUAUUUCUCGGAUCUAUUCCAUUCUUUCAUUUCUCUAGACCUUCUGACGAUCUGAUGUCUAAUUCUCCUGUAGUGACCAACGGCACUGGACUUAGUCCACAACAUAUGUCUAAUGCUGGCGAUAAUGAGGCAAAAAAGGUAAAAUUAGAUGCCAACAACAUGAAUGGGCCAUCACGAGUAGUCCAUCUGAGAAGUCUGCCACCAGAUGUCACUGAUGCUGAGGUGGUCCAGCUUGGGAUACCUUUCGGCAGAAUGACCAAUGUUUUGUUACUCAAGCAGAAAGGCCAGGCUUUUCUGGAGUUUGAGGAUGAUCAAGCUGCAAACAAUUUUGUCACAUUACAUCAGGAACAUGCACCUCAGAUCAGGGGCCGAACAGUGUUUGUACAGUUCUCUAACCAUAAAGAAUUAAAAACAGACCAAGCUCACUCAUUUCAGAAUGCUACUGCAAAAGCAGCGCUCCAAGCAGCUCAGCAAGUGACAAUGGGCGGAACAGACUGUGAAAAGAAAGUACUCAGGGUUAUAGUGGAGAAUCUGGUUUAUCCGGUCACCAUUGAUGUUUUACAUACGAUAUUUUGCAAAUUCGGAAAAGUACAGAAAAUGAUCAUAUUUACCAAAAAUAACACAUUCCAGGCAUUGAUACAGUAUUGUGACAGUAUCUCUGCAAGCUCAUCAAAAUUAUCGUUGGAUAAUCAGAACAUCUACAAUGGCUGCUGUACGCUGAGAAUAGACUACUCCAAACUGAACACAUUGAAUGUGAAGUAUAACAAUGAUAAAAGUCGAGAUUUCACUAAUCCUAAUCUUCCAUCAGGUGAAAGUGGUGGCAUGGAUCCAAACAUGUAUGGAGGUGCCCCGAGUAUAGUGACGUCAGCAUAUAUCCCUGGUGUUGGACCAGCUCCACUAACGGCCUAUGGUGCCGCUGCAGCUGCGGCAGGAGGCUCACCGGUUUAUGCUCAGAACUAUGGAGGGGGCAUGUCGGGUGGUCCAAACUUUGGAGGGGGCAUGUCAGGUGCUCAGAUACCAGGCUUAGGCAUGGCUCAGAUGGCUGGACCACGUGGUAUGGGUGGUAUGGGAGGAAUGGCUGGGAUGGGCGGUAUGGGAGGCAUGGGAGGCAUGGGGAUGAACGUGCCCAUGGGUAUGAACGUAGGCAUGCCAAUGAUGGGACAGAUGGCACAGAUGGCAGGACAGGCAGGCAAUGCCGUACUCCUCGUAUCUAACCUGGAUGAACAGAUGGUCACGCCCGAUGCUCUCUUUACCCUUUUUGGUGUAUACGGGGAUGUACAUCGUGUGAAGAUUUUGUUCAACAAAAAAGAUAACGCACUAGUCCAAAUGGCCGAGCCACAUCAGGCACAGCUUGCAAUUGCUCAUUUAGAUAAAGUAAAAGUUUGGGGAAAACCAAUCAGAGUAACUCAGUCAAAACAUGCAGUGGUACAGAUGCCCAAAGAAGGACAACCCGAUGCUGGUUUAACAAAAGAUUUCACAAAUUCACAACUUCACAGAUUUAAACGUCCAGGUUCUAAGAACUGUCAGAACAUCUUCCCUCCAUCAGGGGUACUUCAUUUAUCAAACAUUCCAGCAAAUGUUACAGAGGAGGAAUUAAAAGAAGCUUUCCAACAACAUGGCAAUGUGGUAGCAUUCAAGUUUUUCCCCAAAGACAGAAAAAUGGCCCUGAUACAAAUGGACUCACCUGAUGAAUCAGUCACAGCUCUAAUCGCUAUGCACAACUAUCCACUGAGUGAAUCAAAUCACUUACGGGUGUCAUUUACAAAGUCAACAAUCUAAAGAGCAUCACCACUGUUUAGAGUUUUCCCACUCACAAGUACCAAGAUGGAGGAGAAGUGCCUUUUGUGACAUUUGUUAUUGAACUGUUGCCAUGGAAAUGGCUAGAAAAUGUGCAAUGAUCUCAUAACGGGAUUGUAGUUACAUUGGCAGCAAUACAGUAUAUACAAAGUGCUCUGACCAUAUGUUUUGUUGCCAAGGAUAUUUUUGUUGUCAUAAUUUUUAUAGUUAUUUUCCAUCGCCAUUUGUUUCCCUGUUGAGAAAUUUAUUGUUUAGUUGUAUUACGUAAGUUUUUUUUAUGUUGUUAUUGUCCCAGGAACUACAUAUGAUUUAUCCUCAGAAGAAAUCCAUGCAAUUUAUUUUCAUUGAUAUCAUUUUCAACAGGGAAAUAAAACCUAUUUGUUUUGGUACUAUCAUACUUUAUAUUGGUGAUAACUCUGAACAGUGAAAUCUGUUUCUCCAAAAACUUAAAGGAAAUAUUGUAGUAUUAGAUUGGACCAAGACUGUUUGUGUUUUUGGUGAGACAGAUUUAAACAGUUAUAGAAACUAGUGUUAGCUCAUGAAACCUCAUUUUACUGUUAUUUUUGCAUCAGAUUCAUUGUUAAAGAAUUAUAAAGGUUUGGAUAUAUUACAUAUAUUUUUGCAUUUUUACAAAUAUAUUCAGUGGGGACAUGAACCAGGGUGGGACAUAUUUUGUUAUUUUGUUAAUGUCCUUGUGUGAGCACAGGUCAAGGUCAUGCAAUAUAGAACAGUCAUUGUAGGCCUUCAAUUUAGAUGCACUUUGAAAUUAUAAUGAUUGAAAUCUUGCAAUUUUGUAAUAAUUGUGUGACCUUGACCUGUAAAUUGAUAUCAACAUGAGGUGCUUGCUUCAUGUCAUUCCAAUAUGGUUCAUGUUUAUGUCGUGAGAUUACAUGUUUUUUUAUGUUUUCAAGUCAAUCAAGUUCUGAAUUUAUGUAAUACAAUCAAUUAUGUUAAUUUUAUUGUUUAUUUUUUGUUAGCAGUAAUGUGACAUGACAGUUAUCUCCCCCCUUUUCAUUUCCAACCAAAGAUUUGAAGCAGUAAAAAAUUAUACAAAAUUGACCAAAUACCUCUUGGGUUUUAUUUUACUUUUUGUAGAAGUUUUUUGUUACAAUUACUGGGGUCUUUACAUAGCAAACAUUUUUACCAGUUGAUAAAUAUUUGGCAAAUUAAGUUUAUUCCAUAUUCAGGUAUAUUUCAUACAAAAUCUGAAUAGUAGAGUUCCCAUGACAAUUUAAAACUUUUUAGAAAGGAGUAAUUUAUUUGUUUUAUCAAUUAGAAAUUAGAAAUAUCGAAAUGCAAAAGAUCUGUUUUCCGAUCCAUUUAAAAGUAAAUCGUGUGCCUAUCAAAUAUGGGAUCAUGUUUUUGUAACUUUUUUUAUGAAAACUGAAGAAAUGUUUGUUUUUAUUUAUUAAACUGCAUCUUCCAUUUUUUGAAGAGCAGGAAUGUUAUGGCUUUGUUACCAACUAAGUCAUUUAUUUUUUAAGAUCUUGUAUAAUGUAUGAAAAAACAUUUUGUAAUAAAACAUCUAAAUGAC
Molecule: messenger RNA, 3827 nt
Organism: Mytilus trossulus (common blue mussel)
Lineage: Eukaryota; Metazoa; Mollusca; Bivalvia; Mytilida; Mytilidae
Product: polypyrimidine tract-binding protein 1-like
Exons: 18
Coding region: 551-2275 (574 amino acids)
Biological process (GO): regulation of RNA splicing; mRNA processing
Cellular component (GO): nucleus
Molecular function (GO): mRNA binding
Source: RefSeq, a predicted model, not a curated record